Messenger RNA from Enterobius vermicularis (human pinworm), 3729 nucleotides. NCBI's taxonomy places the organism in Eukaryota, Metazoa, Nematoda, Chromadorea, Rhabditida, Oxyuridae. The record is from the annotation of a GenBank genome assembly.
AUGAGUGACUACAUCGGUAGUGUCGAAGUGGCUUUUGCUGCAACAUAUGCUAAAGUUCCUGUUUCAGCGAUCAGAAUCUCAACAGAACCACCACCGACUCUAAAUGUGGAAGAAGCUGAGAAGUCUGCUGGAUUUUUCAGUUUUGAAAAUGAUACCGAAUUUAAACAACGGUUCAUCAUAUGGCGUGCGUUGGGUUCUAAUUUAUAUCUGGAAGAGCACUGUAUGGACAUCCCUUUAGUAGAAAAUAGUCUUUGUAUUAGUCUUCAUUCUUCACAAAUUAUUCCUGGCACUUGCAUAUUUUAUGCAGAUUCCUUUCUUUUUAUUUAUUGUCCUACACAAACUGCGCUGCACCGGUUUUUCCUUCAUAUACCUGUUGGAUUUGCUAUGUCGGCAAAGUCUUUACUAAGUCUACUUCAUGAGCGUUCAAACCAUUUGCGGGAAAUCCAUGACAGCUACGAACUGAAUUCGCAGAGUAUUGCUGUCCGAGCUCAUAUUGCUUAUACAAAACUAGAGUUGUUCAGUGUUUUUUUCCUCCGUGAUACGCAGCUUAUCAAACUUGAAAUGAGCAGUGUCCCUGCGACCCUUCCGAAUGUUGAAGUAACUUAUCUUCACAGUGAAGGGAUUCUGCAACGUAUGGUAGGAUCUACGACAGUAAGGAAUGUGUCUAGUCUUGCUUCUUAUACAUUGAACAACGAAUGUUUUUUCUUCGUUCUUUUUACUAGUGGCAUUCUGCAAGUUUAUUUGAAGCAACGACUGGAAUACAACAAAAAUUUAACUGAGUGUCUGGGUAGGGAGCUUUCUCAGACGCAAGAAUCGCUAACUUUUAUGACUAUUAAAGUGCAACAGGUUGAUCAGCUUUUACUUCUACUUUGCCAUGUUCAGAGUGGCAACAAUGAGAAUUGCAUAAUGAUUUCAAGAACUUGUGUUUCGGAUAUGUGGAAACCUAAAGAUUCCUUGAAACAGUUCCAAACUGUUCCAGUUCCAGCCAUAUACGUUGUUGACUUCUCGUGUUUUUUUUGUGAUGGCCACGAUAAACUGAUUGUUUUGUCUAGGAACGAAUUCAAAUAUUCAGUCUUUUUAACUGCGAAUAUUGAUUGGGAAACGGGAGAGUUGGAUACGUGGGAAGUUACUCGUAGUCCUUCCAUUUGUAGUGUUAAGGACGACGAUUUUGGAACAGAUAGUAGUAGUGACGUGAACAAGAAAAGUCUUCGAAUUUUUGACCAGAACAACUAUUCAUUUGAUGUGGUUUUACGUUCUGCUAUGCUUGUGUGUAAGCAUCGUUCCUGCGAAGUACAACUACAAAGAUUGUUACCGAAUGACUGGAAUGGCUUGAGGAAUAUAAUUGAGUUUUAUGUCGCUGCUCCGCAAUUUGAGGCUCAGUCUCUGAGCCGGACAGAGAAGAAACAAAGUCGUAGUGGCAGGAGUGAUGAGAACCCAAAAUUGAAGUUUUGGACAGCUUUGGAAAAAAGCUGUAAUGAGUUGCUCGAAGCAAAUUGUUUUCCACUUGGGGUUUGGCAUUCGAAUUCAAGCGGUUUAUACGGUGCCUUGCAAAAGGGUCGCUUUACUGUUUGUGUGGCUGAAGAUAAAAAGUUGAAGUGGCUGGAUGGGAUGUUAUUACCGUAUAGUCAGGAACGGCUUGUUAAUGACGCAUUUAUUGAAUGCUUUGAUAUUGGUCGACGAUUUUUGACGUCCCAGGAAGAAGUUGUUAUUCCGGAGGAAGAUAGUGAUUCAUUUGUCUCUUACUUUUCAAUCAUAUCUGAGGUAGCCGCUAAGUUUCUCAAGAACCUAGUUGAUUCUUGCACAGUGGAGGUAAAAAAACGAGAGCAUUGCUUAACAGACCAUCUCUUUGUUGAGUCGUAUAGCGCUGCUUUUUUCCCCGGCUUAGUUUCGGCUGCUGUACGCCAAAGAAUAAUCGACCGGUUGUUUUUCACAGAUGCUAUGUUGUCUAUCAUAAAGAUUUAUUACCUAACAUCCCAGGUUUUGAGAGGAAUACGUACAGGUUUUCAAUUUAACUCUUUAGUAUUUGGUGAUGACUGGGAUGUUCAUCUAUUUAUGACUCACGAGGCUUUUUUGUUCGUUAUUAAUCACAAGACUCAGAUGGAAGUCUCUGUUGGUGAUGCGUUCUUUUCUGAUGGAGGGCUUGACGUUAUAAAAAGUUAUUUCUUAUCUGAGGAGUAUUCAGGAGAUGGCAAUUUGAGCGUUGAGGACGCACCUGUUGCUAAGAGUCUUAGACCUUCAUUAACAGAUUUAUUGCCAGAUAUUGUUACUACUGCAAUCGCAGUUUUGUGGCCUGAAAAUGUGGAAAUGCUUCUUGCACAGUAUCUGACAAAAACUGGACAGUUUGACGCUCUAUUGAAUCACUGUCUGUUGAAUGACCCAUGGAGCCCUGAACUCUUUCACGCGUUUCAAUUCUUUAAAGGGAUAGCUUACUCUGGUAUUGGACAGCCUGAAGAUGCUACACGUGUGUUUUUUGACGCUUACAAAGGCAUAGAAGAAGGAGAUGAAGCACUGAUGAAAGCUGUCUUCCCCGGGAGAAGCGGCUCAUCACCAGAGUAUUUCCUAAAAGUAAUGGAAGUUAUGGAGGGACGGAACUGCAGCGAAGAAAUAGUCACUAUGGGUCGCUUAGCACUGCAGAAAGUUGGAACAAAUGAUCCGUUGAUAACUCUCAUCUAUACCACAUUAUUCAAACACGAAUUGGCCACAUCGCGUUAUUCUGACUGUGUUCGCACAUUGUUGAAAAAUCCAUCGAAUGAUAAUCGGAAGAUGUGUUUGAGAGAACUAGUUGCAAAGCUUAUUGACUGCAAUAAGAUGAAGGAGCUAAUCAUUCUGGAUUAUGGGAUCAUGCAGGAUUAUGUAGUAGAAAUUCUGGAAGCUCGUGCUAGAAGUGUUGGAGUCGACGCAGCUGCUUCAGUCUCGUCAAGUGAAGCUGAGGACAAAGAAGCCCACGAAACUGCUCUUCAGGAAAAGAAUUUGAAAGGAAAAUCUGUUACUUCUGUCAAUCUGCUGAGUGAAUCUGACAUCGUUAAGGAAUUUGUGGUAGAAGACGCACGUUUGGCACUUUUCGAUGAACAUAGUAAGGUUUCUGGAGGACUUGAAACUUAUUCCCCUCCAACUAAUGUCAGCGAUAUCUUAAACGAACUGAUUGAGAAGCGACUGUUUCAAAGGGCAUGGUUUCUGAUCAGGGCGUUCGAGAUGCCACCAUAUGAUGUAAUAAAGGCAUUAGUUAAGGAAUGCAUUAAUCACUAUGCGUCAGGAGUUACUAAAGACCCAGCGUGGGCUUCGUACAUAACCAAGGAAAUUCCGUCGGCAAGCGAGAAAGAUUCUUGUGCUGCCAUCCUGCGAGGGUACAUUGAGAUGGCAAUACGUACAUUCCCGAAUGACUCAAGGGUUCUUAGGUCGGCGUGUGACAUCUUCCUACAACAUAAAUGGCCGUUGCCGUGCUGGCUGUCGUCAUACUAUGAAGAACAUUUCUUGGCGGAUUUUUUGAACCUCCUGUUGCUUUACGGCAGACUUGAAGAAGCCUGCGCGUCUGUGAUAAAGGCUGUCGACCUGGCAGCUCGGGAAGUCAUUGUAAAGGGAGCCCAGGUGUUGCUACCAUAUACAGCAAUAGACCAACUUUACUAUUUGGUGUCGACGUGUGACAAUACAGCUAUCAAAAAGGACAUCGGUCGGCUAGAAGCCAGGCUACAGUUUUACUUUAAUCAGCUUGACUCGUUCAGUAGAGGGUAG